This is a messenger RNA of Grosmannia clavigera kw1407, 255 nucleotides long. RefSeq names its product FAD dependent oxidoreductase. Bases 1 to 255 code for a protein of 84 amino acids. Gene Ontology annotation, biological process: secondary metabolite biosynthetic process. The record is from RefSeq and is a predicted model, not a curated record. Lineage: Eukaryota; Fungi; Ascomycota; Sordariomycetes; Ophiostomatales; Ophiostomataceae. Gene Ontology annotation, molecular function: monooxygenase activity. The transcript is spliced from 2 exons.
AUGGAUUCGGCACCGACAGACAUACGGAUUGCCAUUGUAGGCGCUGGAAUGGGAGGAUUAAGCACAGCUCUGGCAUUGGCUAAGAAGGGACUGAAGAAUAUUGAUGUUUUUGAAGCAGCUCCUGAUCUUGGAUUCGUUGGUGCUGGAAUUCAGCUAGCACCCAAUCUAGUUCGAAUUUUGUCACGGCUUGGCUGCUGGGAUCCUAUCGAGGCUGCGGCAACAGAAGUGAAAGAAACCAGUAUAAGAGGCACGUAG